AUGGCAAAAGUGCAUGGACCACUCAUGUCACUACGUGCGGGUCAAAAACUUAUUAUCGUUGGAUCAUCAGCAACCGUGGCAGCAGAGAUUCUCAAGACACAUGAUAAAGCUCUUUCAUCUCGAGAUCUAUCACGAUAUAUUGCUUGUGCACGACAAGGAACAAGCCGGCAGCUUGGAAAUGUUUGGAAGGAUAGUCUCGAGAAGAAAAGAAGAAAUAAUAAUGGAAGAGAUAUUUCUUCAAGUCUAAUCGACUUUGGUAAUACGUUGAUUGAAAAAGGAUUUGGUGAUCACCAAAUUAAUAUAGUGCUCCAGGAAAUAUUCUCGGCAGGUACUGAAAGCACAAGUGCAGUCAUCGAGUUUUUCAUUGUAGAGCUUAUUAGAAACGAAGAAGUAAUGCACAAGGUUGUUGAUGAAGUCACGAAACAAAUAGAUGGAAAUAUAUAG
This is a messenger RNA of Erigeron canadensis, 444 nucleotides long. RefSeq names its product berbamunine synthase-like. Lineage: Eukaryota; Viridiplantae; Streptophyta; Magnoliopsida; Asterales; Asteraceae. Gene Ontology annotation, molecular function: heme binding; oxidoreductase activity, acting on paired donors, with incorporation or reduction of molecular oxygen; iron ion binding. Bases 1 to 444 code for a protein of 147 amino acids. The transcript has 3 exons. The record is from RefSeq and is a predicted model, not a curated record.